UCGAACAGCCGCCAAAAGAAGAUAAAUCAGUGGCAGCACUGGACAAACGAAGUCAUUCCUUCCCUGAUCACUCCAUACCUUGUGUACUUGCACAAAUCGACCUCUCUUCGUGAUCAAAUUGGACUGCAGCAAGAUCAAGUUAAUGCCUUUCAGUGCAAAUCCUCUUAUAUUGACAUGUUGAAAAUUGAUUGUUGCACUUGCGCACCUGCUCCCCUUCAGCUCCUGGCUCGCGGUUACUUUUCCUGCACACCUAUUGCCCCUUCCCUCGCUGUCGACCUUCAGUUGCUGGAACUUGUCAAGACUUUGUUUGUGCAUAUCACUCCCAACACAACUGCUUGGUGUGCAACACUCAAAGUCUUUCUGACUGGCCACAGAUAUCACCUUACCACUAAGGUGAGUCAAGUGCCCGCAUUGAGUUUUGGUCAUGUGGAUCAAUAUUAUUAUAGGAUAAUCUUUGUUGUUGAUUCGGUAAUGCCUAUCAUUGGUACUCUGUACUCUGCAUGA
Messenger RNA from Suillus subalutaceus, 504 nucleotides. RefSeq lists its product as uncharacterized. Lineage: Eukaryota; Fungi; Basidiomycota; Agaricomycetes; Boletales; Suillaceae. The annotation marks the transcript as partial. The transcript has 2 exons. The record is from RefSeq and is a predicted model, not a curated record.